Molecule: messenger RNA, 3450 nt
Organism: Mesocestoides corti
Lineage: Eukaryota; Metazoa; Platyhelminthes; Cestoda; Cyclophyllidea; Mesocestoididae
Source: the annotation of a GenBank genome assembly
UGCUUAAAAUUUUACCAUUUUGUAUAUGCUUUCCAUCCAAUAAAUUUGCAGAUCGCGACCGGUUGUUUUGUCUUCUGGAUGCGUCUGUGCCGUAUUCUAUACUCGUUGCUUGGACAGCAUGCUCCGGCGAAACUAUUGCCACAAUUGUUCCAAGAGGCUGUUUUCAAUGAAGUCAACAUUCAAAUGAUAGAUAGAAAAUUGCAAGAAGUUCUUUUUUCUAAAAGGAUCCCAUCAUAUACCGUUUCCAAAGAAGCAUGUGAUAAACUCAGUGAACAUGGAAUUAAUGCGUACGAGCGCAGUGGGGGUGAUGCAGCAAUGUACAUUAAUUUACCGCCCUUGUUGGGACCUGAUGUUAAACACCACUUCGAGGGAAUCGCGUCAGAAUUAUCCAAACCCUAUUUUAAUUGCAUUCGUAGUCUUUCCAAACUUCCUAAACCUCCAACCCACUGGAAAUUCAUCCCAGGCUGGACAAGCUACGCAAACGGAACUGCAAUCUCUGUUGAUUGUCCAUCUGAAGAGGGAUUAGUUUUUGACACCGAGGUCCUAGUUAAGGAAAGUAACGCUCCCAUUAUUGCCGUUGCGGCGUCUGUGAACGGCUGGUAUCUAUGGGUUUCCCCAAGACUUUUCGAACCCCCUGUGGAACCGACGAAUAUGGUUACUUUGGCCGAUCUGAUACCGUUAUAUAGUCCAGGAACAAGUUUGUCUUCUCCUAAAUGCAUUGUUGGACACUUUGUCAGUUACGAUCGGGCGCGCAUCACCGAGGAGUACCUGACUGAUUCUUUAGAAUGGAUUAAAGAAGCCAGUUUAAAUAGCCUUGUUGAAGUUUACAAACUCUACUGUAAGAAGGAUCCGCCUCAAGAUAAGUCAUUGCGGGUUAUUUUCGAAAAAGGUUCUCGAAAAGACGUCAUCAAAAAUUUUCAGAAACUCGUUACUUACUGUGCGCUUGAUGUCCACAUGACAUUCGACAUUUUUCAGUGUCUCUGGAAGCUUUUCACUGAACGGUCGUGGGUAGAUUUCCAAGAACGAGCUAAUCAGGCCUACGCUGAUCUGAACACCAAACAGAAGACUAUGCUGCAGAAACUGGCCGAGGAUGCAUUAAAAAGGCACAACGGAAAUGACAAAAGCUACGAAAGAGAUCCUUGGCUCUGGGACUUGGAUUGGUCAAAGCCCAAAAAACCUGCAUCUACAUUGAAAUGGGGUACGCUCAUUCCUGGACGUGUCCCCAAGCCUGUUGGAGAUCCUCAGUUCUACAAACAGAAUUCCAACCUUAAAGAAAAUCGAUCGAGUCAUGCGCUCAGUAUUCAAUCGCCACAAUCACAAAUUUUACCUAGUAUCACGGUCGUCAAAACCGCUGCGGCUGGUCCACGGCUACUACAGUUUCCUUACAGGGAAUAUCUCCAGUACUGGGAAAAAGAAAUUGAAAAACGCCUUUUUGACCUGAAUUCACGCGUAGCAUUUAAAAAUCGUGUAGACCCGACCCCCCGGGACAAAUUCUUGCUAGAUGAACUUCGUCGUAGCGUCGAAGUAAUGCCUCUGGACUUCGAUGUCAUGCAUCGCCUAAUUGCAUCCUUUAAGCAAGUGUCGGAGGAAUGUAAAGUGGAACAAUUUGCAACAGAAAAACUGACAUUACCUAUCUAUGAAUAUUUGGGCGAACUCCAAGUAAGAAACCGAAUUUUUCCAUACCAAACUUUUUGUCUCGUUUCUAUGUGUAGUUCUCAAACAUUUUCAUAUUUACAGGUUAAAGGUGCCCUGUUUUGGCAAAACAAGCAUCGCUACGAUACACGACGGUGUGGCAUGGUUGGCCGUCAAAAAAUUCAUCGUCGCACAACCACAGAUACAAUCAAUCCGGAAAUUGCGACCUGUUGGUUUUGUCCACUCCCGAAUGAGGUUGCGUUUAGUGGUGGCCAAGGUUUGCCUGUGGGCUCACCUCUCUCCAAGCCCUUUCAAGUGCACAUCGCCUCAGGACGCCUUCACAGUGCUCAGACAUCCGGCGAAGGCGAGAACCAGGCUGCGGAUCAAAUUUUGCGAGAUCGCAUUCGAGCCUCCUUUUGGCAGAGCUAUUCGAAGCGAGUCAUGUCGCAAAUGUAUGUCUUUCUUCCAACACGCUUGUUGCCCCCCACAGUUCAAUCCUCGCUUAAUGAAGAAGCAGCACCUCGUGGUCAGCUAUACGGAGCUAUCUUACCUCAAGUGAUAGCCGCUGGAACCAUCUCUCGUCGUGCAGUGGAACCGCUUUGGUUGACGGCCAGCAAUGCAGAACCCGAACGUCUAGGCAGCGAAAUCAAGGCGAUGGUUCAGGCGCCGCCCGGAUACUGCAUUGUUGGCGCUGAUGUAGACUCCCAAGAGAUGUGGAUUGCAUCUCUUAUCGGGGACUCCAAAGUUGGAUUCCAGGGCAAGUCCUGCUUUCUUUGGAAUAAUUUGCGGUUUAUGCCUACACCGAUUGUUUUGUUGAUGUUCGAACAGAUAUCUGUAUGCGGAACUCCCUAUGGUUGGAUGACACUGGAGGGUAGCAAAGCUAAGGGCACGGAUCUGCAUACGAAGACAGCCAACUUGAUCGGAAUCAAGCGUAACGAGGCUAAGGUAUUGAAUUAUGCCCGACUUUACGGAUCAGGAGUCGAGUUUACAAAACAUUUGCUCUCCAAAUUUCAAUCAAAUAUACGGCCGGAGGAAGCCAGUUUGAAGGCCGAAAAGCUGAUGCGCGCUACGAAAGGAUACCGCGUGUCUGUGCCCUCGCAAAACAACUCGGAGGGAAAAGUGGAGUACAAAUCCAUCUGGAGGGGAGGAACGGAAUCCCACGUCUUCAAUGCGCUCGAGGCGAUUGCUCGGAGUCCUGAGCCACGCACCCCAGUGCUAGGCGCGCAAAUAACUCGCGCGCUGACACCAAAGGCGGUCCAAGAUGACUUUCUUCCUAGUCGGAUAAAUUGGGUUGUGCAGAGUUCAGCAGUUGACUACCUUCAUUGUCUACUGGUGUCCAUGGCCUGGUUAAUAAAGAAGUUCAACCUGCGUGCCCGCCUCUGCAUCAGCAUACACGACGAGGUCCGCUACCUGUGCUACAAACGCUGCGCGGACGAAGUUGCCCUCGCGCUUCAGGUGACGAAAAGUUGCCUAAAAGCACAAUUGCUCCUCUUUUACCCAUCACUGAGCAAACGAAUUUAUUUUUUUCAGAUAAGCAAUUUAUUGACGCGGUCAUUUUUUGCAUAUCAACUGGGGAUGCACGACCUACCAGAGUCGGCUGCUUACUUCAGUUCAGUUGAAGUCGACAGUUGUCUACGAAAAGACCCUUUAAACGACUGCAAAACCCCAUCGAAUCCAGAUGGUCUGGAAGCCACCUAUAAAAUACCUAAAGGGAAAUCAUUUACAAUUGCUGAGAUAAUCGAACGAACUGGCGGUGUACUGAAAUCGUUCAACGACGAAAACAAUGACAAUGCAGCGAACGCUUCUUAUCGUGUUUAA